Messenger RNA from Soboliphyme baturini, 245 nucleotides. NCBI's taxonomy places the organism in Eukaryota, Metazoa, Nematoda, Enoplea, Dioctophymatida, Soboliphymatidae. The record is from the annotation of a GenBank genome assembly.
AUGCCACAGGUGUUUUCUUCUUCGGCAGGACCUCGUGCUGGCAAUGCGAUGGACUUCUCAGUUCUUCCGCCUCCUCCGGUUAUACCCACUGCAAUGCCCUCUGCGUCGAGAGCACCUGGAGCUAUUCCAUUCAGUGUUGUUACUUCGAUGCCGCCGCCGUCGGUCAGUGGUCCUCUUGCCUCGCCCUCGACCUCGCAAGCUGCGAUGGUUGCAGCAUUUGUGCCUCGACCUGCUUAUAGGUAAGC